CAGACAAAAGGCGAAAGAGAAACUGUAGCAUUUGCGGAAAAGAAAAAAUGCACAAAAUAACAAAAACCAAGCUGGUUAAGAUCAGAAGUGCCAACCAGGCCAAAAAAUACGGAAUUGCAGCUGUUAACCUGAAGGACCUGAUUAAAAAAGGAUGUAAUUUACUAAAGGCAUCCAGCUCCGGAGUACAGGUCUGCUUGUACGAGGAUGGGACACUAAUUACCGAGGAGUAUUUUCAAAAUCUUCCCAAUAACACAGAACUUGUUCUCCUGCCUGCAGGACAGAGCUGGAAUGGACUUGUUCAUGAAAUAAAUCAAGUCCUGGGUUUGGACAGAGACACAGACCUUCUGAUCAGUGCAGCAAAAGAUCUUCUGUCAGAUGAAAAUUCUCCCAAACGGCGCAGAAUACUGGGAGACCUUCUGAGGAACCUGAGGGACAAUUCAGAGGUGGAAAGCAGAGAAGAAGAUAAGGACUGGUUUGAAGGUAUUGAAGCCCGGUUUAAAACCAAGUCUGCUUACAUGAAGUAUAACUGUGAGAGCAGAAUCCGUGGAUAUUUGAAAGAGGUUAAUGGAUACACACAGACUAUUUCAAAUGCCAAGACAAAAAGUGAAUAUAAAAAGGUGGUGGAAAUCCUAGCAGAUAAACUUAAGGCUGCACGGUAUAAUGGCACCUAUUUUGACCGAUCGGAAAAGGACGUCCACAGGCUCUGCACUGAAGAGGGCUGGUUCACCUGCCAGGGUGCCUUUAAUGAGAACAACUGCACAUUUUUUCACUCAAUAAACCCGUACGGGAACCGCGAGAGCAGAAUCCUCUUCAGCACCUGGAAUCUGGACCACCUGAUAGAAAAGAAAAGGGCCAUCAUGCCCACACUCGCUGAGGCGCUGAAGGGCAGUAAGAGCGGUGAUAUAAACGUGGAUUAUUUCUACAAACUGCUGUUCACAAGGGAGAAUCUCAAGCUGGUUCACAUCGUCUGCCAUAAGAAAGGGGCCCAUGAACUCAGCUGUGACUCCCGAAAAAUCUACAAACGGGUCAAGAGGACUGUGAAAUGAAAGCACAUUCAUAAUCCCCUUAGGAAAUAUGCAGCUUAGUGUGAAAGUUUCAGAGUUGGUAAAUCGCAAGCACUGAUGCAAGUACUGAAAUUCUCAGGGCCAUUUUAUCUUAUGCUGUUAUAUUGUGCUUCAGGUAACUUUUUUUUAAGUUUGUUAUACACCAAUUUUUAUACCAAAACAACAUUUCUGUUUAAAUUAUGUGAAUUUUUCAGGGUUUUAUAACUUUGACUGAAUUUAUAUUUUUAUAUUUCAAUUUUUACUAGUUUAAGAACCAAAUGUCUUUGGAAAGAGUCUCUAUUUGAAUCAUGAAGCAUGUUAAGCAGCAGUGUUUGGGAUAACGCAUUACAAGUAACGCAAGUUACGUAAUAAUAUUACUUUUUUCAAGUAACUAGUAAAGUAACGCAUUACUUUUGAAUUUCUAAGAAAAUAUUUGAGUUACUUUUUCCCCCUUUAUUGAUUGACAAGUCUUCUGUCUGAAAAUUGGGAGUAAACAUGAUGUUACUGUAUUCUAGGCUAAAUGUGAACAUGCAUUAAUUAAUCUCACUCACAAAAAACAGAUUCAGUAUACCUCAAAAUGAAUAAAAACAGUGAAAUGUAAACUCAGCCUGCAAUAAUUAAAUAUGUUAAAUAAAACAAUAUGUAUUUAA
Molecule: messenger RNA, 1693 nt
Organism: Labeo rohita (rohu)
Lineage: Eukaryota; Metazoa; Chordata; Actinopteri; Cypriniformes; Cyprinidae
Gene: dffb
Product: DNA fragmentation factor, beta polypeptide (caspase-activated DNase)
Exons: 7
Coding region: 48-1046 (332 amino acids)
Biological process (GO): apoptotic process; apoptotic DNA fragmentation
Cellular component (GO): nucleus; cytoplasm
Molecular function (GO): DNA endonuclease activity
Source: RefSeq, a predicted model, not a curated record